AGAACUGAACCAAUUGUUCCAAUUAAUGGGAAAAAGUAUUUGGAGAGAAGAAUUUUCUGACUGCUUGACUGCUCUUCUUCUCUCACUACCACACAAGAACGCGGAAGAAAGAAUAUCUGGAAGUAAUCACACUUAGCUUUUUCUACAAUGGAAGGUAAAGAAAGUGGAGGACAACCUCCACCCCCUCCUAGCCCAAUGCAAGAGUCGUGGGUGGAUGUGCCAGGAGGAGAGGGGAAGCUGGUGUACAACCGCAGCAAGGAGGAGUUGGUGGAGAUGCUCGCUAGUGCCGUUUCAGAACCUGAAAUGUCAGACUCUGAGACGAUGUACGGAGUAACGUUCAAACCGUGCUCUGAUAGCCAACAGGAGGAUGAGUCACCAUCUGAAUCACCGAUCAGCAGUGACCCCCCACAGGUACCUCACACCAUAGCCCCUGUACAAGAAAUAGCCACCACUCAAAACUUCAUUCAAAGGCCAGCUGCUGAAGCAGCUAACAUGAGUGAAGAGAGGUCCUCUGGUUCACAGUCGUCCUGUAGCAACCUCUUCUGGUGUGUGCCUGUCUUCAUUCUAACACAUCUGGCCAUCUUUGGCAUCGGGUACUAUCUAGGCAGACGAAUAAUCGUGGAGCCAUCGCCACUCAAGUUGCUGCAUGUUUAGAACUUUUACUCCCACACACACACUGACAUUGGACAGUGCAGCAAACUGAAUAGGAUAGUACUUAACUUACAGGUUAUACCCAAUUUAUUGCAAUUCAAUCUUUCAUAUCAUUAAUCAAUUUUUGUUAUAUACAUACAUGCACUUGCAAAAUUUUUUUGCGUCUGAAUAUCAAUAAUGUUUCUGACGAUCA
Messenger RNA from Halichondria panicea, 844 nucleotides. RefSeq lists its product as uncharacterized. The record is from RefSeq and is a predicted model, not a curated record. The transcript is spliced from 6 exons. Bases 148 to 654 code for a protein of 168 amino acids. Lineage: Eukaryota; Metazoa; Porifera; Demospongiae; Suberitida; Halichondriidae.